GCUAUUUUAUCUUGUUAACCCCUCAGUCUAGUGAAAGCUCCAAACUGGGAAUCUUCUCGGAGGACUUGAAAUGGCGAUGGUAUAACAGCCGCAGUUUCAAUUUCAGGCAAUUCGGCGGACGCUUCACUGAGAAUAUUUCCACCACCUUACAGCCAGUAGCUGCUAGUCUCCUCCUGUAAACAUGCAAAGCAUCAGAUAUUCAAUCCUGAAGCACAUGAAGAUCAGAGUACCUAAUACUACAACACAGUUGUUGAUAAAGGAUGAGAAUAUAAUGGAAAAGCUAAGUUGCCAUUUGUGCACAUCAACAGAUACAAGCUCCGACGAAAUAGUUGAUCGAGUGAUUGGAUUGGUUAAGAAGUUCGAUAGAAUUGAUGCCUGUAAGGUUACUGAAACGGCUGAUUUUCAGAAGGACUUAAGCCUGGACAGCUUGGACAGGGUGGAGCUUGUUAUGGCUUUUGAACAGGAAUUCUCCAUUGAAAUCCCAGAUGAAAAGGCAGAUAAGCUUACCUGCUGUGCCGAUGUAGCACGAUACAUAGCUUCUCAAGUAGAGGAAAAUAAAGAGGAGAAACACUGAACGACUUCAGUUUUUCGUCAUACAUCAUCGUGUAAUGCUCAUUAACUAAUGCUUUCUUGUUCGCUAUAUGAACUGAUCUUAUGAUAGUUCAUCUUUUGUUUGGGAUUAGAUCAUCCAUCAGGCUAUGCACUGAUUGUUAAAGAACACACGAUCUCUUUGGCUCCCAAUAGAAUUUUAAGGGUAGAAUUACACCUUGUGAGUAAGUUCAACUGUGUGGAAGACUCGAUGCAGCAUCUGUCGUAUUUGGUAUGAAAUAGAUUGCGGUAUUACAUAA
Molecule: messenger RNA, 848 nt
Organism: Cucurbita pepo subsp. pepo (vegetable marrow)
Lineage: Eukaryota; Viridiplantae; Streptophyta; Magnoliopsida; Cucurbitales; Cucurbitaceae
Gene: MTACP3
Product: mitochondrial acyl carrier protein 3
Biological process (GO): fatty acid biosynthetic process
Cellular component (GO): mitochondrion
Molecular function (GO): acyl binding; acyl carrier activity
Source: RefSeq, a predicted model, not a curated record